AUGCCUCGUCCGCAUCCUCGCAGCACACUCGCCGUUGCGCGCCGAUUCGUCGCAGCUGUCGCGGAUGCGCGCAGCGACAUCACCCCGGGCAGCGCGCGGUCGCCCGCGCUUAUUGAGCUCUCUGCGCCCCCGCCUCCCGCCCCCUUGGCUGCUACUCCCGCGCAUUCCUUUCGCAUCAGCGCGUUCCCCGCGCUCAGGGGCGCAGCAGAGGGGGAUUCUUCUCGCCGCGCCCUCCCAACACAUGCUGGCGCAGUGCUUUCCGCCGCUGUGGCGGCUAUUUCCGCCGCGGUAGUGGCGGGGGAGGGAUCAGCGGCGCACACGGAGUGCGAGGGCGCGGAGAGGGUAAAGGGCGGAAGCGCGGGCGAGGAAGAGCAGGAGAAUGGUGGAGGAGCAGAGGGCGCGGAGGAAGCGGGAAAGGGGGCGGUAAAUGGGGAGGGCGUGGCAGAGCACGCGGCGGCAGUGAGCGCGCUGAGCGCGGAGGUGCGCGCGGGGCUGGUGGCGGCGGUGGGCGAGGAGGGCGUGGAGGAGGGCGAGUCGGAGAGGCAGAGCCACGCCAAGCCGUGGAACAGCUACCACCAAGUCGCUGCCCUGCCCGCCGCUGUUGUCUACCCCAGGAGCACGGAGCAGGUGGCAGCGGUGGUGAGGGUGUGUGCGCAGCAUGGCGUGGCGGUGGUGGCGUAUGGGGGAGGCACGUCGCUGGAGGGGCACACCACCACGCCCAUGGGGGGAGUCAGCAUCAACAUGACUCGCAUGAACCAAGUGCUAGCAGUGCACGAGGGCGACAUGGACGCGGUGGUGCAGCCGGGCAUCACGUGGGGCGACCUCAACGCGCGCCUGGCCCCGCUGGGGCUCUUCUUCCCCCUCGACCCUGGCCCCGGCGCCACGCUGGGCGGCAUGGCUGCCACGCGCUGCAGUGGGUCGCUGGCCGUGCGCUACAGCACCAUGCGGGACAAUGUCAUCGCACUGCAGGCAGUGCUGGCGAACGGCGAGGUGGUGCGAACGGCAGCGAGGGCGCGCAAGAGUGCAGCGGGGUACGACCUGACACGGCUGCUGGUGGGGUCUGAGGGCACGCUGGCCAUCAUUACGGAGCUCACCGUGCGCCUGCACCGCAUCCCACCGCUCUCCGCCGUCGCCAUGUGCCCCUUCCCCUCCAUCCGUGCUGCUGCUGACGCUGCCAUCGCUACUGUUCACAGUGGCGUGCAGGCAUCGCGGUUGGAGAUGUUGGACGAGGUGAUGGUGGGGGCGUUCAACAGCGCCAACGGGUACUCGUACCCGCACCGCCCCACGCUCAUGCUCGAGGUCACGGCCGACACCCCGCAGCACCUGCAGCAGCAGCUGGCGGCAGUGCGGGCGGUGGCGCAGCGGCACGGGGCGGAGGAGAUGCGGUUUGCGGAGGGCGAGGAGGAGAAGCGCGAGCUGUGGCGCGCACGCAAGGAGGCGCUGUGGGCCGCCUACUCCCUGCGCCCCGGCACUGAGCCUCUUAUCACCGACGUGUGUGUGCCGCUGUCACGCCUGGCAGAGUGCAUGGACGCCACAAAGGCCGACGUGCAGCGCUCCUCGCUGCCGUGCCCCAUGCUGGCGCAUGCAGGCGACGGCAACUUCCACGUGUGCAUCUUCUUCGACCCUACCAGUCCCGAGGAGACUGCCGAGGCCAAGGCGCUGUCCGCUGCCAUCACUCUCAGGGCACUCGCCAUGGAUGGCACGUGCACGGGGGAGCACGGGGUGGGCGUGGGCAAGACACAGUACCUGGAGAAAGAAGUGGGGGCGGGGGCAGUGGCGGCGAUGCAGGCAGUGAAGGAUGCUCUGGACCCACAGGGCAUACUCAACCCGGGCAAGGUGCUGCCACCCCGCCCGCCCUGCCUCUCCUGA
Closterium sp. Yama58-4 is the source of this 1869-nucleotide messenger RNA. The record is from the annotation of a GenBank genome assembly. NCBI's taxonomy places the organism in Eukaryota, Viridiplantae, Streptophyta, Zygnematophyceae, Desmidiales, Closteriaceae.